CGGCGUUACGAAGCGUCGGGCCGAGCCCCCAACAGCCGCUACAAAGAAAGGGAAAACCCUCGCCGCCGCCGUGCGCAAGGAAGCGGCGCAAACGGGCGGGUCCAAACUUUGGAUGCCUGGCGCAUUCCCCGAGGAUAGCUUGGACCCGUAAUCCUUCCCAGCAAAACCCAAUUGGUAAUGUCCACGCGCGAUUAUUACCAUCCCCCGCCACACGUCUGGUGCCGACAUUAGUGGCCCGCCCCGGCAAGCGUUUAAAACGUGGGCUGGGCGCAACGAGCCUGGCUCGACCCCCGAUGAUUUCCACCACAAGAUGGCGGUCCGGCGCGUCGAAUGCCGCGAAGAUGCAUGGACACCGGUUUUGGGCCGCUCGAAGAACUUAAUGCAGAACGAGAUUUACUGUAACGCCGUGUGCGAGCUCGACACCAUUAUAAUCGGGUUCCGGCGGGCGGGCAUGAAUUAG
Gaeumannomyces tritici R3-111a-1 is the source of this 460-nucleotide messenger RNA. RefSeq lists its product as hypothetical. The record is from RefSeq and is a predicted model, not a curated record. NCBI's taxonomy places the organism in Eukaryota, Fungi, Ascomycota, Sordariomycetes, Magnaporthales, Magnaporthaceae. The transcript is spliced from 2 exons. The coding region runs from base 311 to 460 and encodes 49 amino acids.